Molecule: messenger RNA, 3753 nt
Organism: Nerophis lumbriciformis (worm pipefish)
Lineage: Eukaryota; Metazoa; Chordata; Actinopteri; Syngnathiformes; Syngnathidae
Source: RefSeq, a predicted model, not a curated record
AUGGCGGUGUCUCGUCGCUCAGCAGCGCAGCAGCAACAGACUAGUUUACAAUCUCCGCCGAGAAACAGCACAGUCUCGGGUGCCGCUUCGGCUGUUACGCCGAUGGCAGGGAUCGGCUCGCCGCAUGAAACCGAGCGGGAAUGCAGCGGAGCGAUAGAAGGCGCUCUGGCCUCUCCGGACCUGCCUGCCCCGGUCCUGGCGAGCAGCGCCAGCUCAAGCACGACAACCUCCGGUGGUAGCGCCGUCUCCAGCCCUGGCUCCGGGGCUACAAGCCCCGCCGACGGUAUUAGCGGAAUCGGCGGAGCCUUCCGGGAGUUGUUCGAAGCCUGUCGCAAUGGAGAUGUGUCGAGAGUGAAGCGGCUCGUCGACUCUGUGAACGUAAACGCAAAAGAUAUGGCUGGCCGAAAAUCCACUCCUCUGCAUUUCGCUGCGGGUUUUGGUAGGAAGGAUGUGGUGGAGCAUCUGCUACAAACCGGGGCAAAUGUCCAUGCUAGGGAUGAUGGGGGACUCAUCCCACUGCAUAAUGCCUGCUCCUUUGGCCAUGCUGAAGUUGUGGGCCUCCUUUUGCGCCAGGGUGCAGACCCCAAUGCCAGAGAUAAUUGGAACUACACUCCUCUGCAUGAGGCAGCCAUCAAAGGGAAGAUAGAUGUGUGCAUAGUGUUACUCCAGCACGGAGCCGAUCCAAACAUUCGCAACACUGAUGGAAAAUCGGCACUAGAUCUUGCCGACCCUUCUGCGAAGGCAGUGCUUACAGGAGAAUACAAGAAGGAUGAACUCCUCGAAGCAGCAAGGAGCGGAAAUGAAGAAAAACUGAUGGCUCUUCUGACUCCCUUAAACGUUAACUGUCAUGCCAGUGAUGGUCGAAAGUCAACGCCCCUCCACUUAGCUGCUGGCUACAACAGAGUCCGUAUUGUUCAACUCCUCCUUCAGCAUGGAGCUGACGUUCACGCCAAGGACAAGGGCGGCCUGGUUCCUCUUCAUAAUGCUUGUUCUUAUGGUCACUUUGAAGUUACUGAGCUCCUGCUUAAGCACGGUGCAUGCGUCAACGCUAUGGAUUUGUGGCAGUUCACUCCCCUCCACGAAGCAGCAUCCAAGAACCGUGUGGAAGUUUGCUCCUUGUUGCUGAGUCACGGUGCUGACCCAACCCUACUCAACUGUCACAGCAAAAGUGCUGUGGACAUGGCCCCAACUCCAGAGUUGAAAGAGAGGCUAACCUAUGAGUUCAAAGGUCAUUCACUUCUGCAAGCAGCUCGUGAAGCUGACAUGACCAAAGUGAAGAAGACCCUGGCUUUGGAAAUCAUCAGCUUCAAACAUCCCCAAACCAAUGAAACCGCUCUGCAUUGUGCAGUGGCUUCACCCCACCCAAAAAGGAAACAAGUGACCGAGUUGCUUCUGCGUAAAGGUGCCAAUAUUAACGAGAAGAACAAAGACUUUAUGACUCCUUUGCAUGUUGCUGCUGAGAGAGCACACAAUGAUAUUCUGGAGGUCCUGCAGAAACAUGGAGCAAAGGUGAAUGCUGUGGACACACUAGGACAGACAGCUCUGCACCGGGCUGCUCUUGCCGGACACAUCCAAACCUGCAAGCUGCUACUAAGCUAUGGGGCCGACCCAUCCAUUGUGUCACUGCAGGGUUUUACUGCUGCUCAGAUGGGAAACGAAGCUGUGCAGCAGAUUCUCAACGAAAAUGUUCCUACACGAAACUCUGAUGUGGACUACAGAUUUCUUGAGGCAGCUAAAGCAGGAGAUCUGGACACGGUGCAACAACUGUGCACCCCUCAAAAUGUGAACUGUCGGGAUCUGGAGGGUCGUCACUCCACUCCUCUUCAUUUUGCUGCUGGUUACAACCGAGUGGCUGUGGUGGAAUACCUGCUUCACCAUGGAGCGGAUGUCCAUGCUAAGGACAAGGGCGGCCUGGUUCCUCUUCACAAUGCAUGUUCGUAUGGACACUAUGAGGUUGCUGAGCUGCUGGUGAGACAUGGAGCCUCAGUCAAUGUCGCCGACCUUUGGAAGUUCACACCACUUCACGAGGCAGCAGCAAAGGGAAAAUAUGAGAUUUGCAAAUUGCUGCUCAAACAUGGAGCAGAUCCCUCAAAGAAGAACCGUGAUGGCAAUAUGCCACUCGACAUGGUGAAGGAUGGAGACACUGACAUCCAGGACCUGCUGAGGGGUGAUGCUGCGCUGUUGGAUGCUGCCAAAAAAGGCUGCCUGGCUCGUGUCCAGAAACUUUGCUCCCCAGAGAACAUCAACUGUAGAGACACUCAGGGCCGUAACUCGACACCACUUCACCUGGCAGCUGGGUAUAACAACCUUGAAGUUGCUGAAUAUCUGCUGGAACAUGGCGCAGACGUCAACGCCCAAGACAAGGGAGGUCUUAUACCUCUACAUAAUGCUGCUUCCUAUGGCCAUGUAGACAUCGCUGCCCUGCUCAUCAAAUAUAAUACAUGUGUGAAUGCCACAGACAAAUGGGCUUUCACACCCCUGCACGAAGCAGCCCAGAAGGGGCGCACACAGUUAUGUGCCCUGCUGCUGGCUCACGGGGCUGAUCCAACUAUGAAGAACCAAGAAGGCCAGACAGCCCUGGACCUGGCCACGGCCGAUGACAUUAGAGCCCUCCUUAUGGACGCCAUGCCCCCAGAUGCUCUACCGAGCUGCUUCAAGCCACAGGCCACAGUGGUCAGCGCCUCCGUCAUCUCCCCGGCCUCCACACCGUCUUGCUUAUCAGCUGCCAGCAGUAUAGACAACCUGGCCGGGCCGCUGAAUGAGCUGGCCAGCGGUGCUGCUGCUGGGAGCUCAGGAGUGGCAGACGGAGCCGCGGGGAAUGACCGCAAAGAAGGAGAAUUGACAGUGCUGGACAUGAACAUCAGCCAAUUCCUGAAGAGUUUGGGCCUGGAGCACUUGAGGGACAUUUUUGAAAGAGAGCAGAUCACUUUGGAUGUCCUUGUUGACAUGGGCCACGAGGAGCUCAAGGAAAUCGGAAUCAACGCCUACGGGCACCGUCACAAACUUAUCAAGGGUGUUGAGAGGCUGCUGGGUGGUCAGCAAGGUGCCAAUCCAUAUCUGACAUUCCACUGUGCCAACCAGGGCACAAUACUUAUAGACCUUGCCCCAGAUGACAAGGAGUAUCAGUCGGUGGAGGAGGAAAUGCAGAGCACCAUCAGAGAACACAGAGAUGGUGGCAAUGCAGGCGGCGUGUUCAGCAGAUACAACAUCAUUAAGAUCCAAAAAGUGGUGAACAAGAAGUUGAGGGAACGUUACACACACAGGCAGAAGGAGAUUGCAGACGAGAACCACAACCAUCAUAACGAGCGCAUGCUGUUUCAUGGUUCUCCAUUCAUCAAUGCCAUCAUACACAAAGGAUUUGAUGAGCGUCACGCUUACAUUGGAGGAAUGUUCGGGGCAGGCAUUUACUUCGCUGAGAACUCCUCCAAGAGCAACCAGUAUGUUUACGGCAUUGGUGGGGGUACAGGAUGUCCAACACACAAAGACCGGUCCUGCUACCUGUGCCACAGACAGAUGUUGUUCUGCCGGGUGACUCUAGGAAAGUCCUUUCUACAAUUCAGUGCCAUGAAAAUGGCUCACGCUCCCCCAGGACACCACUCUGUGAUUGGGCGGCCUAGCGUUAAUGGCUUGGCUUAUGCCGAGUACGUGAUUUACAGAGGCGAGCAGGCCUUCCCAGAGUACCUCAUCACCUACCAGAUAUUAAAACCAGAGAGUGCAGCCCAGUCUGCUGCAGGAGCUGAGCAGAAGUCAUAG